Molecule: messenger RNA, 5152 nt
Organism: Monodelphis domestica (gray short-tailed opossum)
Lineage: Eukaryota; Metazoa; Chordata; Mammalia; Didelphimorphia; Didelphidae
Gene: BIN1
Product: bridging integrator 1
Biological process (GO): regulation of endocytosis
Cellular component (GO): synaptic vesicle; plasma membrane; cytoplasm
Molecular function (GO): phospholipid binding; tau protein binding
Source: RefSeq, a predicted model, not a curated record
GGCUUUUGGUUUCUUUUUCGUGUGUGUGUGUGUGUGUGUGUGUGUGUGUGUGUGUGUGUGUGUGUGUGUUUAGAGGGUGAAAUGAUGACGUGGGGGAAAAAAGAAGCGAGUCCUGUGGGAAGAGAGGAUGACUUACAGUAUGUAUUUAUUUAUUCGCAACUCCUCGUUCCCGCCUCCACCCUCCUCCCUUUCACCCCUCCACCCUUGGGGGCCGGUGUCGCACGAAACCUCUAGAGGGAGUCUAUUCCCCCCUCUUAUCUCCACCCCCCUCCUCCCCUUCCACAGUUCCAGCUCCUCCUCUUUCUCCACCUCUUGUCCCUUACCUCCUUCCCUAGGGCUACAGGGAGGUGGUGGCUAGGUUCCUUUAAGGCAGACUCAGCCGCUGGUUCCCCCCCCCCCCCCCGGGGGCACUGUCUCUUUAAAAGGCUGUAUCUUGUCCAGCAGCUGCUCGGGGGCGGGGUGGGGGGGCGAUGACCAUUGUUUCUGGCCGGGGAGAUUCAGCCCCCUCCCCUUCUCCUCCUUCUCCGCCCUUCCCCCUCCUCCCUCUUCCUCCUCUCCACCCCUCUCUCCCUCUCCCUCUCCCUCUCGGGCUCUGAGGCUGAGAGAGAGCGCGCGGCGUCGGAGACGCGGAGCUCUAUGUAGGCUCUUGCCCGCUGCAUUGGUGCACCCGCCUCCCGGGCACACGCACACCUACCUAGAUUUAAUUGGCAAUUAAACUAGUGGUGGGGGAAAGAAAAGAAAGGCAGGAGGACAAGAUGGCUGAGCUAGGCAGUAAGGGAGUGACCGCGGGGAAAAUAGCCAGCAACGUGCAGAAGAAACUCACCCGUGCGCAGGAAAAGGUUCUCCAGAAGUUAGGGAAGGCAGAUGAGACUAAGGAUGAGCAGUUCGAGCAGUGUGUCCAGAACUUCAACAAACAGCUGACAGAAGGGACCAGGCUGCAGAAGGAUCUCCGCACCUACUUGGCAUCUGUCAAAGCAAUGCACGAAGCAUCGAAGAAGCUAACGGAGUGUCUGCAGGAGGUGUAUGAGCCAGACUGGCCCGGGAGAGAAGAGACAAACAAAAUAGCGGAAAACAAUGACCUGCUAUGGAUGGAUUACCAUCAGAAACUGGUGGACCAGGCGCUUCUGACCAUGGACACUUAUCUAGGCCAGUUUCCUGACAUCAAGUCUCGAAUUGCUAAGCGUGGGAGGAAGCUGGUGGACUAUGACAGUGCCCGCCACCAUUAUGAGUCUCUCCAGACCGCCAAAAAGAAGGAUGAAGCCAAAAUUGCCAAGCCUGUCUCGCUGCUUGAGAAAGCCGCCCCCCAGUGGUGCCAAGGGAAACUGCAGGCUCAUCUCGUAGCUCAAACUAACCUGCUCCGAAAUCAGGCUGAGGAGGAGCUCAUUAAAGCUCAGAAAGUAUUUGAGGAGAUGAAUGUUGACUUGCAGGAAGAGUUACCAUCUCUGUGGAAUAGCCGUGUUGGUUUCUAUGUCAACACAUUCCAGAGCAUUGCUGGCCUCGAAGAGAAUUUCCACAAGGAGAUGAGCAAGCUGAACCAAAACCUGAAUGAUGUGCUGGUGAGCCUGGAAAAGCAGCAUGGCAGCAACACGUUCACCGUCAAGGCCCAGCCCAGCGACAAUGCCCCCACGAAAGGGAACAAGAGCCCCUCACCGCCACCCGAUGGUUCCCCAGCUGGCACCCCUGAGAUCAAGGUCAACCACGAGCCUGAGCCAGCCAGCCUGGAUACUCCUGGGGCUGCCAUCCCCAAGUCGCCGUCUCAGCUUCGAAAAGGUCCACCAGUCCCACCGCCUCCCAAACACACUCCGUCCAAGGAAAUCAAGCAGGAGCAUAUUAUCAGCUUGUUUGAUGACAAUUUUGUCCCCGAGAUCAGCGUGACCACCCCCUCACAGUUUGAUGCCCCUGGGCCUUUCCAGGAAAAUGCCAGCCUAUUGGAUCUGGACUUUGAUCCCAUCCCACCAGUUGCAAGCCCUGUGAAGGCACCUACACCCUCUGGUCAGUCAAUUCCAUGGGAUCUCUGGGAGGCUGCAGAGAGUCCAGCUGGCAGCCUGCAGUCUGUGGAGCAGGGCCCUGCUGAUAGCGCCACCGAAGAGGGCGCAUUUCCCGUGGUCUGGCCCAGCCAGACCGCAGAGCCUGGGCCGGCCCAACCGGGAGAUGUGACAGAGGCUGGCGGGACGAAACCAGUGGCAGUACUCGAAGGAGCCAAAGAGACGGCGGCAAGUGACGGGGCCUCUAGCUCCCUGCCUGCUGUGGUGGUUGAGACCUUCCCCGCCACUGUGAAUGGAACUGUAGAGGGCAGUACUCCCUCGAAGAGGUCCGACCUGCCCCCAGGAUUCAUGUUCAAGGUCCAGGCACAGCAUGACUACACGGCAACGGACAGCGAUGAACUGCAGCUGAAGGCUGGUGAUGUUGUGCUGGUGAUUCCCUUUGAGAACCCAGAGGAGCAGGAUGAAGGCUGGCUGAUGGGUGUGAAGGAGAGUGAUUGGCACCAGCAUAAGGAGCUGGAGAAAUGCCGAGGCGUUUUUCCUGAGAACUUCACGGAAAAAGUUCAGUGAGAGCUAGAGCCAUCAGUCUUCUUUCAAGGGGCGUGAAGCCAACUCCCACCCCUUCUCCACAAAAAAAAAAAAUGUGUCUUAGUACGAUUUGUGUUAGUUGUAUAUUGUGGAUAAGGUUAAGAUGACAGAAGAAGAAAAGAAGAGAACUAAGGCUGAAAAACUUAACAGAUGACAAACAAAAAUCAGAAGUUAAAAUGAAGUUUUAAAAGUGUUAUUUUGCAGCUGAUAUGUAUCCCUGUAGUUGAGUUCCAAGGCUGAAAUAUCCCUACUCAGUUCUCAGUAGCAUGUGAGCCUUGACCAGGAAAUAACCCACUGGGGUGAGAGAGUGACCUUGUUGAAGACAGACAGCAGGGGAUACUCAAACCAUCGUGCUUACCUGUCACCAUGAUGUGUCCCAUGGUGAACAUCAUCCAUCCUUCCCAGCAACUGCUGUUGGCAUGGGUAUUGACAAGCAGCCCCCCCUCUAAUCUUGGCUUCAAAGAUCCUCCUUCGACCCCACUGGCCAGAACACGUGUUGGGCUUUGAUGAUAAAUACUAGUGUACAGUGUUAAAUGAAAAGAAAAACACACGAUCAUAAAAUUACCAGAAAAAAAAACCAAACCUGCUAAACCCCAAACAAAUUGUGUGUUUCUUUUUUCUUUACAUCUCUCCCUUCUCCCUCUCCUCCAAUAAGUAUAAGUGGUACUAGGAUUUGGGAUUUUCUACUGUGAUGAAGGAAAAAAGCUAAAGCAAAAUGGGGGGAGGACCUGCAUUUAAUCAGAGGGAAAUUUCCUUCUUCCUAGCUGAUUUGAACCAGGACCUCCUGUCUCUGGGCCUGGCUCUCAAUCCAAUGAGCUCCUGUGCUGCCCUCCUUUUUAAUCCACUAUUAUACAAAGACAAAAAAUUGAUCAGAGGAAGAAGAUAUUGUUAGGGAAGUCUUCCUGGAAAUGGAGGUUUUCCUCUCUGGGGACAAAUUACUGUGAAAGUGACUCCUGGUCAGAGAUUUAAGAAAAGGAGAAAACAUGCUGAGGAAAAGAAGGCAAAAUGGGAGAUUUUCUUAAAAGUAUAGCACUUGAAAAUGGUACCUUUUUAUUAGGAGGAGAGAGCACAGGUCGACCCCUUUGUUUUUCGUUCUUGAAUGGGGCUCACGUUUUCCCCGUGGAGAAUUCUGCAAACUGGCCUAUGUUGGAGCCACCUUUCUGACUUUGCUCUUGGCUAGGUCCAGAGCUGUCUGAACUCUUAAACCCUAUUUAAUAUUGGUGCAUGAUGUUCUUAUACUGUGGUUAGUUUAAAGGGAUUGGUCUGAGAAGGAGAAGACUUGAGGAAGAGAUGAAGGGUGUGAGAAUUCAGGCAUUCCCAUUCCUCCAUGGCUUUGCUUUAGCUUCUGCAGGAGGAAAGGGGAAACUGUGGAGACUUGAAUACGGAUGCAAACAGAACAAUACCACCUCUUUGUCCUGUUCUCUCUCUCUCUCAUUCUCUUCCCCUUUUAAUAUAAACUCUUCUCUUGGGAAAACUCCAUGUAAGACAAGUGGGACCUCCAUGCUCAGACCUCAGCCCGUCUGAACACUCACGUGGGCAGAAAUGGCUCCCAGGGGCUACUGGUGUAGCUGUUGAUGCUUGUAUGAUGAAUUGGAGUGUUGAGGUGAGAGGGGAAGAUCCAGGAGCCAGCUUUGCGUUCUAGGAUAGGUUGAUUUCACUUGAAAAGGUCAUCUUCAGCAUUUCACUCAGUGUUUUAUUUUUAAAAUGCAAAAGCAAAGCAAAACAAAAAAACUAUUCUCCAUUGGGGUGUGUGUGUGUGUGCCUGUGUGCGUGCGUGCAGGUGUGUGUGUUUGUGUUGUGUGUUUCAUCUUUCUUUUCUACCUGUUCAGGGAUGACUGUCAUAGCUUGCCUCUGGCUGGAACCCCUUGUGAGAACUAGUAUGUAGCUGUAAGGCAGCCUUGCAAAUAGCCACCCCUCCCUCCCCCCAACUCGCCCAGGGACGAAGGCCAGCAAGCAGUCAGGCUUGUUUGGGUGGUGGUCUCCAGGGUUCUUCUCAGGGAGGGUGGGCUGGGAAAACUCUAUGGGCGGCUGUUUUGGGUACUUUAUCUGCAAGGCUGCCUUGGUUAUGUGAUGGUCAUUUUCCUUAAGAAUGCUAUAGUGUGUUUGCCUUGUUAAUUGGGGGAAAAAAAAAGUAGUGAUGUUGGUUUCUGUUUUGGAAAAUCUGAACAAUGUAAUGAUCGAUCCAUGUGAAACUCUAUUUUUAUGCAUUUGUAAACCCAGUUGAAUCUUCUCAGAGCAAUGUUUUAAAAUAUAUAUCUACUUAAAUAUAUAACAGAGUAAAAGCAAGUGAAUUGGGUUAAUGCCAGAAUCUUAGCUUAAAUUUGUUUAUUUUUAUGCAAAACUUGUGGCCUUUUUUUUUUUUAAAGACAGGAUUAUAGUUUCAUCCUCUGAACUAUGUCCUGGGUUGACUUGUUUGGUCAGCAAAUCUUUGUGCAGUACAGAGCUGUAGACAGUCAAACAGAGAGACCUUUGUUGGGGGUGGGGAGUGGGAGAAUGUUUUUGUUUUUUAAUUUUAAUUUAUCUCCAGAAUGGAAACCAAAUAAUCCAAUUUCUUUCAUUCAAUAAACAUUGAGUUCCUCUUC